AUGGAGUUCAAUCCAUCGGAAUAUGUUCAAGAAAAUGCGGCCGCCACCGCCACCACCACCACCAGAGUCCGUAGCGCUGCCACAGCUGCCGUUGCUGUCGUGAGACAUCCAUUUCAAAUUAUGACCACCACCCUCCUCAGCCUCCUCCUUCCCCUGUCAUUCCUCCUCCUCGCCCGCCUCGCCUCCGCCCACUACCUCCUAUCCGUCUCCGAGGACUACCCCCGCCGCCCCCGCGUCUCAUCCCUCACCAAUGCAGUCACCGGAAAAACCACCUUCCUCAGCCGGUCUCCGGCAGAGCCCCUGACACCAGCGCGGCUGUACGUUGCAUGGCUGUUUCUCGUGGUCCUGCAACUCUGCGUGGGAGUUGGGAUCGAAGGCAGCAUCGCUGCCAGCGUCGAGGGCUCGAAUUUCGGGCAGGACGGCAGCUUUAUAUGCAGGCUGGUCUUCUUUUUUGGGCUGCAUGAAAUAAUGCUGUUUUGGUGGCGGACGGUGGUGAAGCCGGUGGUGGACGACACGAUAUUCGGGGGGUGGAGGGCAGAGGGGUGGGUGGAGAAGGCGGUGGUGGGGCUGAGCUACGGGGGACUGUGGUGGUGGAGGCUGAGGGAGGAGGUGGAGGCGCUGGUGAUGGUGGCGGAGGUGAAGAGGGAGAUGAUGCUGAUGGGGGUUGGGGUGGUGGAUUUCCUUGGCUUUUGGUUGUAUUACGUGACUGUGACGGUCGGAAUGGUUAGGAUGGUCAGAGCCUUGGUUUCGACGGUCGCGAUCUUGGUACGUAGGCGAGAGAGCCGGCCUAAUGACGAGAAGGUUUGA
Salvia splendens (bonfire salvia) is the source of this 807-nucleotide messenger RNA. RefSeq lists its product as uncharacterized. The transcript is spliced from 2 exons. The record is from RefSeq and is a predicted model, not a curated record. The coding region runs from base 1 to 807 and encodes 268 amino acids. NCBI's taxonomy places the organism in Eukaryota, Viridiplantae, Streptophyta, Magnoliopsida, Lamiales, Lamiaceae.